Molecule: messenger RNA, 1538 nt
Organism: Punica granatum (pomegranate)
Lineage: Eukaryota; Viridiplantae; Streptophyta; Magnoliopsida; Myrtales; Lythraceae
Source: RefSeq, a predicted model, not a curated record
CUGAGGUGUGAGGUCCUCGGCCAUCUUCUUCGUCAGGAAUCGAAACCCCGCCAUUCGGACCUCGGAGGUCAUAUUCAGCCGAGGAUCAUCGUCUCCUCUUCAUCGUCUGUCUCUUCUCAGUCCUUCAACCGCCGGCGCACCGGUGCUUUCCCUUCUCCGGCACCGGAUGAAUCAGUCGGCACUCGAUCGCCAUAACAGCCGAAAGGAAUAAGCUUGCGGCGAAGCAGCGGUUUCUCCUAGGUCAUGGAGUCUAUGUAUCAGCCGAUUAUUCCGGGAUUGCCAGAUGACUUGGCCCUGUACUGUUUGGCAAGGCUGUCCCACGGGCACCAUGGGCUUCUGGAGACCGUCUCGAAGAGGUGGAGAGAUGUGGUGCGAAGUGAUGAGUACUCCAACUUUAAAGCUCGAGAAGGUUGGUGUGGGGAUUGGCUGUUCGUUCUCACCGAAGGGAUGCGUAAUCAAUGGGUCGCCUAUGAUCCUGAGGCUGAUCGCUGGCACCCUGUACCGCUAAACCCGAGAAAGCACUUGCCUGACAGGUGGCCGUUGGGGUUUUCCUGUGUAUGUGUAAAUAAUAAGUUUCUUGUUAUCGGGGGCUCCUAUGAACUGUGGCACCCUCGUGAAUGUUCAUUUAUUUCAAAAGAAGUGGUCCAGUUUGAUCCUUUUAAGAAGGAAUGGAGUUCAGCUGCGAGUAUGCGAACCCCACGAUCGCACUUUGCAUGCUGCAUCAUAGAUGGCAAGAUUUAUGUGGCGGGGGGCCGGAAUUCGGAUUAUCCAAAAGGAAUCACGCUUGCAGAAGUUUAUGAUCCAUUGACUGACAGUUGGGAGGAUUUACCGCCAAUGCCAAUUCCACUGAUGGACUGUAUAGGCAUAGCAUAUAAAGGCAACUUUCAUGUUCUCAGCGACACUCUGGGCCUUCAGGACCGAAACCCAACUGAAGUCUUUGACCCAUCGAACAGAAAGUGGUGCAUAAAGCAUGAUAAUUGGCCCUUUUCAAGGGCGAGCCAAGUUUCAGUUCAGGUGACCAAAGAUGAUCGACUUUACACAGUGGAAGACUGGGGCGAGAGCAUAGUUAAGACGAGAGAUGCCGAAAAGGAGGAAUGGGACAGUGUUGGGAAAGUCCCCCCUGUAUUUGUUUCCAACCAUUCUCGACCGCUCGAGGCCUUCGAUUACGGGUUUGCUGCACUGGGACAUGAACUGUAUGUGGUAGGGGGGAAGGUGCUUAAGUGGGAAGAAUUGGGAGUUGGGAGGUUUGAGAUAGUUAAGUUGGACCGAGUAAGGGUUUGUGACCCAACGUGCUCGCCAUUGAGCUGGCGGGAGACCAGACCAAUGUGUCUGACCUCAUCAGGUUCUAUCCUGGGGUGUACUUCCCUUAAAGAAACGUCCCCGAAGAGAGUUACUGAUCAAUAAGUAGAGCUUCAUGACCUGUUCCUUUCUUGUUAAAGAUGAUACAUAAGAUGAGAUCUUCGCUGUGUUCUUCCAUAUUCAUAUCUUGUGUAAGUUUGAUAUUCUAGACGUUAUAUAAUUGCUUUGUCUCCAUAUCC